This is a messenger RNA of Xenia sp. Carnegie-2017, 1105 nucleotides long. Its product is annotated as UBX domain-containing protein 1-like. The transcript is spliced from 11 exons. The record is from RefSeq and is a predicted model, not a curated record. The coding region runs from base 82 to 1029 and encodes 315 amino acids. Gene Ontology annotation, molecular function: protein binding. NCBI's taxonomy places the organism in Eukaryota, Metazoa, Cnidaria, Anthozoa, Malacalcyonacea, Xeniidae.
AGGCAUUCGAUCUUCGAUACUUCGCGUGAUCGUCAUUGAGUUUCCUUUUGCGCUUUUUUUUUAUGAAAGCUGAUUAAAGAAAUGUCUGAUGUUCAAACCCUUAUUGAGAUGGGAUUUCCAAAGAACAGAGCGGAGAAGGCUUUGGCCAUUACAAAAUAUAGGGGAGUGCAAAUCGCUAUGGAUUGGCUAUUUGAACAUGCUUCAGAUCCUGACAUUGAUGAGCCGGUCAAAAUAGAUCCUGGUCAUAUCCUUGGUGCAGAGUUGAGCAUACCUGGUGAAAAUAUUGAUGAAAGUGAUGGAAUAAAUGUUGUUGGUAUAAUGCAAGAAACAGACGGACAAGCAGAGGCACAAAUGCAAAUGCAUGCAUCCAGAACAGGUCAUCAAAAUUUUGCUGGGUCUACCGAAGAAGUGAAGCCAUUGACCGAAGAGGAGAAAAAAGCUCAGUUGGAGAAGCUGCAGUCGAAGAUUAUUGAACGGCGUCAAGAAAGAGCAGAGAAGGAGAAACAGGAAAAACUUGAGCGUGAGAAAAUGCGACGAAAAAGCGGAAAAGAAAUGACGGAACAUAAGCAAAAGUUUGAACUUCAAGAAGCACAAAAGAUUGCCGAGCAAAAACGUCGCGAGAAACUGGAAGAGAAAAGACUGAGGCAAAAGUUAAAGGAGCAAAUCGCUCGAGAUCGGGCUGAAAAAGCAUCGCAGUCAUCGUCAUCUAUUAAACCUGCAAGUCAGGUGGUUUCACCAGCUGCAGGUGUAACAUCCCAUGGAGUCACGCAGUCACCGUCGAAAGAAUAUUCAAACUGCAGAAUACAGUUUCGCCUGUUGACUGGAUCUACAAUAUCUGGGACUUUUCAACCCACUGAUACGAUAUCUACAGUUGUAUCAUACGUUAAAGAAAACAGAACUGAUGGCUCUGAGCCGUUCGCUUUAUGUACAACAUUUCCGAGGAAAAAAUUCAGCGAUCUUGACAUGGAAAAAUCCGUUAAGGAAUGUGGUUUAGUUCCCUCAGCCGUUUUAGUUCUCACGAAACCUUGAUGUGAACAGCAUCGCUUGUGUGCGAGUUCAAAUCGAAGCUUGUCUACAAAAUAUAUUUUUUUUACAAGAAGGAAAA